ACGAGCGUCGUCCUAAACUGCAUCAGAUGACAAUCGUUUCCUUCGUUAAUUUCCGUAAAUGUUCGCCUAUUUCGGUACGAAAACCAAUCAUAAUUGGUCCUCAGUCAGGCCCCGCCUUCUCCCUUUCUCGAAUCUCGCGCGACAGUCACCAGGCUAGCUAGCUAGCUAGCUAGUUAGUUAACAAAUCUUUAUUAAUUUAUUUGACCGUUUUGUUGCGAAAUUGAAAAAUGUAGUUUUCAAAAGACAAAGUUACACUUCGUAAACGCAUUAGUCUAUGCGAAUUUGUCUUGCGUCUUAAUUGUUGAAACACUUAAUUUGCCGCCUUUUAUUGUAACUACCCUGCUUACGUUCGCUUCCCCUAAGACAUUUGCUAUUGUUGUUGCCUGGGAUAGCAAGCUACAGUAACAGCCCAAAAUGACUUCAGCCUCUACUAAGGUGGGAGAAAUCUUCUCUGCAGCAGGAGCAGCCUUCACCAAGCUGGGUGAGCUUACCAUGCAGCUGCAUCCAGUAGCUGACUCUAGCCCUGCAGGAGCCAAAUGGACAGAGACAGAGGUCGAGAUGCUGCGGUCAGCUGUGCGGCGCUUUGGUGAUGAUCUGAACAGUAUCAGCUCUGUGAUUAAGGAGCGCACUGUAGCCCAGAUAAAGACAACAGUGAAGAGGAAACUGUAUGAGGACAGCAGGGUGCCCCUCUCCUCCGACUCCCCCAAAAAGAUCACCAAGAAGACCACAGUCAUCAUGGCAGCCGCACUAACACCCGUGGCCCCCACUGUCAUCGCGGUGCCCACCUCACAGGUUGUCGUGACUACAGGGCUGCAGAGCCCCUCUAUGCCCACUGCCAUCAAGAAACAGAAAACAGCAGAUGUUACGCUCAGUGCUCUGAAUGACUCUGAUGUGAACAGUGACUUGGUGGACAUUGAGGGACUGGGAGAUAGUUCCAACACCAAGAAGCUCAACUUUGAUCAAGAAAGCCUCAACCUGGACUCCAGCCUAAUCAUGAACUCCAGUGACCUGCCCCUCCUGUCUCGCUGACCUCUAACCCACUGUACCAUUGGGUUGGAAACACUCGGUCCCUAUAUCACCAGAGAGCAGACUACAGUUAGUAUCUUUGUUACAGAGCAUUUUUGGACACAUUUAAGCAGAUGUGUAUUUUUAUGAACAGACCCCUCUCCCCAUCAUGUACUUCUCUAUUCAGUCAUUUCUACUGAGGAACCCUUCUAUUUGAUGUAUAGCUUUUUUGUAUUGUAACAUUUAUUUGCUCUGCUAAUUUUCAAAGUAGUGUAUUGCAGCUACAUAUGCUGUUCAUGAUCUCCAGAGAGAAAUGGUGUUUCAGUGCAGAUGUCCAUUGUGUAAUGUAGAGUGAGUGUACAUGUUGUCUACCACUGGUUGAUAUUUAUAAAUGCAAGACACCAGCUAUGGUAUUUCAUUUUGUUCACAAUGGUUGUGCAUGACAUGAUUCCUCUUAUGUUGAUGUGUAGUAAAAUGUUAAUCUCUUUUGUGUCUGUUUCACUGGGCUCGAAGAAUGUGACAUCUAGUGGCUGUUAUAAAAAAAGAUAGCAGAAAUGUAUAGGUGACCAAAUCAAAUUAUCUAUGGAGACAAAGGAAAGUCCACAGGUUUUCUAAAAUAACAGUGACUUUUUAUCAUGAUAUUUAUUUAUAUAUAUAAUACAAUAUUUAAAAGGUGUACAUUCUCACUUUCUUGUGCUUACAGUUCCAUAAAAAUACAAUCUUCUCUUUAUGUAGAGACUUGUCAAAGCUAUUUACAGUUUGAAAAUACUUGUCUGAAUGUUCUGGCAAUGUGCUUUAAUUCCCUUUCUCACCUCUUCUCUCUCUCUCUGUUUUAUUCUAUUGUCAGUAAAAAAUAAAAUAAAAGGGUAAAAGGAGCCCUCUAACACUGACAUGUCAUAUUUGGAAAACAAUCAUUAAGAUUGUGGCUGUUCACAUUCUUUUUUUUAAAUGUGAUAUUUUGUAUAAUGACAACAGCAACAAUAAUGAAAAGGAAACAAUAAAAUAAUCAGUAAAUGGCAAUACAAGUGUGUUUAACUGACCUCGCAACAACCAGCUGGUCUCCUUGUUGAAGUAUUGCAAUUGAGACGGCCAGACAUGGCUUCUGUUUGUCUCCUAGAUAUGUCACCUUAGUCAGACCCAUGCUUAUCUCCUACAGGCAGUGGUCUCAUAUGACAGGACACUGGGAAACACUGCUGAUAAGGCAUGAAAACCCUGUGGGUCAACUACAAUGAACUUCAACAGAUUAUUUUAUAUUUGGCUUCAGAUCAUGUCCAAAUGUAUUUAUUUCCCUCUAGUUUAUCUUCUGCAACAAGGAUGGGAUUGGUGAAACUACCAUUGAAUGUUAGUGCCAUUUGAUUGCAAGUUUUACUUGUAGGUUAACCGCAGAUUAAAAUGGAGUUAGCUAUAUCACAGAUCAGCAUCUUCUGUGGAUGUUCAUGUCAUUUGACUCAGUAUGCAUUUACAGGAUAUCUCCCCAUAAUUAGGAAAGAGUAUCGAAUACAUGUGUCUGAAAGCUAGUCUGUCUGUACAAUGAGUAUGAAAAGGUAAUCAUUUGGCUUUGGCAACGUGAGUUGAUCAUCUACACUAGGAUCUCAAU
Molecule: messenger RNA, 2602 nt
Organism: Oncorhynchus kisutch (coho salmon)
Lineage: Eukaryota; Metazoa; Chordata; Actinopteri; Salmoniformes; Salmonidae
Gene: bacc1
Product: BPTF associated chromatin complex component 1
Exons: 6
Coding region: 415-1029 (204 amino acids)
Cellular component (GO): NURF complex; MLL1 complex
Source: RefSeq, a predicted model, not a curated record